GGUGCGCAGCCCGACCCUCGGCAGCUUCGUCGGGCCGGCCGCGCCUUUCCCGAGCGGAGCCUGCAGGGCGCGCUGGCCCUUCCCUCCCGCGGAGAGUCUCCGGGCCUUGGGCUGAGCGCCCGGCCGGAAGUGGGGGCUGCGCGGCGGCCUGACUGCAGCAGCCGUGGCUCUCCGAGGGCCGCCGGGAACCGCCGCCGACGCCGCCGGGAUGCAGCCGGGCCGCGACGCCGCGCUCGCCUCAGAAGCCGAAAGGCCGACGACUCCUCGCCUCCCGCAGAUGCCCAGGAAGGAGAAGGGGAACCAGGCUCCCCCCGGCUGGGCCAGGCGCCUCCUGGGCUUUGAGUGUGGGGACCUGGCCGGCUGGCACCGGAUCGUCUGCUUGCUGAACAGGCCAACUGAUCCCGCAGCCCUCGGGGUCUUCCGCUUCCUCUUUGGUCUGCUGAUGGCCUUGGACAUCCCCCAGGAGCGAGGGCUGAGCUCUCUGGAUCAGAAAUACCUGGAUGGGCUGCAGGUUUGUCGCUUCCCUCUCUUCAACUUCCUGGAGCCACUGCCCCUGGACUGGAUGUACCUGGUCUACACAAUAAUGCUGUUGGGUGCUGUGGGGAUCAUGCUGGGCUGCUUUUACCGACUGAGUUGCCUCCUCUUCCUGCUGCCUUACUGGUAUAUCUUCUUCCUGGACAAAACCACUUGGAACAACCACUCCUAUCUCUACGGCCUCCUGGGCUUCCAGCUGCUGUUCAUGAACGCGAAUCGCUAUUGGUCUAUUGAUGGUCUCUGGCAACCACGGAAGAGAAAUGCUCACGUCCCUUUGUGGAAUUACACCGUUCUUCGUAUGCAGAUCUUCAUUGUUUAUUUCAUCGCGGGCAUCAAGAAGCUGGAUGCUGACUGGGUACAGGGCUACUCCAUGGGCUCCCUUGGGAGGCACUGGCUCUUCAGCCCUUUCAGGUUGUUGAUGUCCGAGGAACUGACCAGUUUAUUGGUGGUGCACGGUGGAGGGCUUGUGUUGGACCUGACGGCUGGCUUUCUGCUCUUCCUGGACGCUACCCGUCCCUUUGCCCUUUUCUUCGUCUCCUACUUCCACUGCAUGAAUUCCCAAAUUUUCAAUAUUGGCAUGUUUUCUUACACCAUGCUGGCCACCAGCCCACUCUUCUGCUACCCAGACUGGCCACGUCGACUGAUUGCCACGCUCCCUGCCUGCUUCCACAAGUUCCUGCCGCUUACCGAGCCUCCACAGCAGAGCCUGGAGUGCGUUUAUCUGGAAACGGAGCGGCGAAGGCCCAGGGGAGCAGCUAGGAAAUUGGGGUUGCGGCAGAAGCUGGGUGCCAUUUUUACUAUUCUGUACAUCACGGAGCAGUUCUUCCUACCUUACUCACACUUUAUUACCAAGGGCUACAACAACUGGACAAACGGGCUCUAUGGCUACUCGUGGGACAUGAUGGUCCAUUCACGCUCCCACCAACACGUGAAGAUUACUUACCGUGAUGGUCGCACUGGGGAGAUUGGCUACCUGAACCCCGGGGUCUUCACACAGAGCCGGCGCUGGAAGGACCAUGCGGACAUGCUGAAGCAGUACGCCACUUGCCUCAGUCAUCUGUUGAGCAACUACAACGUCUCGGAACCGGAGAUCUACUUUGAUGUUUGGGUUUCCAUCAACGAUCGUUUCCAGCAAAGGCUCUUCGAUCCAAACACUGACAUUGUCCGCGCCCAGUGGUCCCCCUUCCAGAAGACCCCGUGGCUGAAGCCUCUUCUGAUAGAUUUGUCACCCUGGAGGACCAAAUUGAUAGAGAUUGAAAAGUCACUGGACAACCAGACCGAGGUUGUCUUCAUCGCAGAUUUCCCAGGGCUGCACCUGGAGAACUUUGUGAGCGAGGACCUGGGUAACACCAGCCUCCAUUUGCUGAAAGGGGAAGUCACGGUGGAGGUUGUCGCUUCGCAGAGGAAUUACACGCUGCAGGAGGGAGACAAGAUCCAGCUGCCAGCCGGGGAGUACCACAACGUCUUCACCAUCUCCCGGGAGCCCUCCUGCUACAUGUAUCUCUACGUCAACACGACCGAGGUGGCCCUGGAGCGGAAUUUCACCCAACUUCAGGAGUUGCGGGAGAAAGUUCUGAACGGGACUGAAACGGAGCCUCUCCCGCCAGAGCUGCAGCCCAUCUUGGCGGACUCUCUGGGAAACGCCACGCAGGCAGACCCGGUGGUGGCGGCUUUUCUCCAUCGGCAGCGGCGCAUGGAGGAGCGGCAGAGGCGGCGCAACGCCACGCUGGCCGAGCGGCUGCAGCGCUUCCUCAGCAAGAAGUACUUCGUCUUCCGCAGGAGCCUUCUGAUGACCAGCAUCUCCCUGCGGAACCUGGUGCUGGGCCGCCCCCCCCUCUCCCAGCUGGCCCAGGAGGUGGCCUACGCCAACAUGAAGGAGGCUGCCCAGGAGGAGGCGGCCCCCCCUGGGCCGGAGCGCUCGGACCUCUGAAAGCCGCCGCUACCUCAACCGCUGCUGCCACUGUCACCACUAGCCAUGAAGGCCUUAACUGGGGGAUGUCGCCAGGCCUGAGGAGUCGCCUUGGUGGGUUGCUUGGCCGGAGCCCCUUCCCCUCCCUCUUCCCGAGACUGGAGGGGGGGUGGGCUCCGAGCCAGCCUGAUCCUCCCCCACCCUAGAGGGGCCGGGUGGAGCUUAGGACCCUUGCAGAAAACGCUGCAG
Molecule: messenger RNA, 2692 nt
Organism: Pseudonaja textilis
Lineage: Eukaryota; Metazoa; Chordata; Lepidosauria; Squamata; Elapidae
Gene: GGCX
Product: gamma-glutamyl carboxylase
Biological process (GO): peptidyl-glutamic acid carboxylation
Molecular function (GO): vitamin binding; gamma-glutamyl carboxylase activity
Source: RefSeq, a predicted model, not a curated record